AAAACUCUUUUUUUUAUUUGAUUCUAAUCAUCUUAAAUCACGAGGUUUCAAUUUCAUUCUCAUUUCACUGUCCCAAAAUUCUUCUCCAAUUAUGACGAAUUUGAAUUGUGACGGUGGGAUCCUCGACGCUCAACCCUCUUCUCCGCCGCCUUCCAAGCUCAUUAUCGAUACUGAUCCCGGAAUCGAUGACAGCAUGGCAAUCUUGAUGGCUUUUCAAACUCCACAGUUGGAGAUCUUAGGGUUGACAACAAUCUUUGGUAAUGUUACUACGGAAGAUGCCACUCGCAAUGCCUUGCUUCUGUGUGAGAUCGCAGGGUGUCCAGGUGUCCCUGUGGCAGAGGGCAGCUCAGAACCUUUGAAGGGAGGAACGCCACGUGUUGCUGACUUUGUUCAUGGCUCUGAUGGACUGGGAAAUAUAUCUCUACCUCCACCAAAGUCAAAGAAAUGUAAUAAGAGUGCAUCUGAAUUUCUGGUUGAGAAGGUCUCUGAAUAUCCCGGUGAAGUGUCUGUACUUGCACUUGGACCGCUAACAAACUUGGCUUUGGCUAUCAAACGGGACUCUUCCUUUGCUAGCAAGGUGAAAAAUAUCGUUAUACUUGGUGGUGCUUUCUUCGCUCUGGGAAAUGUAAAUCCUGCUGCUGAAGCAAAUAUUUAUGGAGAUCCAGAAGCAGCAGAUGUUGUGUUUACCUCUGGGGCAAACAUUGUUGUGGUUGGAAUAAACAUUACAACACAAGUCAAAAUGACAGAUGCUGACUUGCUUGAAUUAGCGGAAUCUAAAGGGAAGCAUGCUCAACUACUUAGUGACAUGUGCAAAUUUUACAGAGAUUGGCAUGUUAAGUCUGAUGGUGUUUAUGGGAUUUUCCUUCACGACCCUGUUAGUUUUGUAGCUGUAGUUUGCCCUGAUCUCUUCACAUACAAGAAGGGAGUUGUGAGGGUUGAAACGCACGGUAUAAGUGUUGGGCAUACACUAAUGGAUCAAGGACUAAAAAGAUGGAACGGAAGCAACCCGUGGACAGGCUAUUCCCCUGUUUCAGUUGCUUGGACGGUCAAUGUUGAUCAAGUCCUUGGUUAUAUCAAGAAACUGUUGAUGAAACCAUGAAAGCUGCUGGUGCAAUGUCGUCCACAUCUCAAAGAUGAUGCUGAACUUUGAAAGUGAAUGUUGGGUUGUGUCUAAGAUCUACCAAAACCCUCUGUGCUCUCUUCUUUUCUCGCUGGUCUGGUCACAACCCAAGUUCUGGGUUUGAGGGCUGAUAUCUGGUGUCUUGUUGAUCAAAUUUCUGUCUUUCCAUGAAUUUGUAAACAUACUCAAAAGAAUACUCAAUUAAUAAAAGAUCCUUAGAAUAUCA
Molecule: messenger RNA, 1346 nt
Organism: Pistacia vera
Lineage: Eukaryota; Viridiplantae; Streptophyta; Magnoliopsida; Sapindales; Anacardiaceae
Product: uridine nucleosidase 1
Exons: 9
Coding region: 92-1099 (335 amino acids)
Biological process (GO): purine nucleoside catabolic process
Cellular component (GO): cytosol
Molecular function (GO): purine nucleosidase activity
Source: RefSeq, a predicted model, not a curated record